ACUCGUCUGAUUCUCUUUCUUGUGUUAUACUGUACUAAUGAAGCAACGAAAUGCAACGGUUACGACCAAGAUCAGUUCCCCCAAGGCGGAUAUUUUCUUGCAGCCAGUGAUGGCUUAUGGGACAACGGAGCUGCUUGUGGUCGGAAAUACCAGAUGCGGUGCAUCAGCGGCCCCAAAAGAGCAUGUAAGGGUGGAUCCAUAGUUGUAGAGGUGGUGGAUUUUUGUCGUGAUAAUCCAUGCCCAGCCACACUGAUGCUCUCCAACAAAGCCUUUGACGCUGUCUCAAGAAUCCCCACUGCCAAAAUCAAUGUCGAGUACAUACAGAUUUGAUGGGAUUUGCAGUAGCUCACUGAGAAUAGUAAAGGAUGAGGAGGUCACUGGCCAAAUGGUUAUAGCCUUGUAUAGUUCAAUGAAAUAAAAGUACUCAGUGUAUGAGAUUUUUCUUUUUCCCGUACUAUUCUGAUGAAUAAAUUCAAAUUCCUUAAGACCACGACUAAUAGUUAGCUUUGAAAUCUUGCUGGUUCUCUCUCA
Hevea brasiliensis (rubber tree) is the source of this 531-nucleotide messenger RNA. RefSeq names its product EG45-like domain containing protein. The transcript has 2 exons. The record is from RefSeq and is a predicted model, not a curated record. The annotation marks the transcript as partial. NCBI's taxonomy places the organism in Eukaryota, Viridiplantae, Streptophyta, Magnoliopsida, Malpighiales, Euphorbiaceae.